Molecule: messenger RNA, 2413 nt
Organism: Eubalaena glacialis (North Atlantic right whale)
Lineage: Eukaryota; Metazoa; Chordata; Mammalia; Artiodactyla; Balaenidae
Gene: ARMC6
Product: armadillo repeat containing 6
Exons: 8
Coding region: 442-1854 (470 amino acids)
Biological process (GO): hematopoietic progenitor cell differentiation
Molecular function (GO): protein binding
Source: RefSeq, a predicted model, not a curated record
UUCAGGGCGGACACUCCUGAGGCAAAAAAUUUCUCUGCCUGGAGCGGCGGCAACGGGAACCGCCCGAAAAAGGAGACAAAGACGCCGCCGCCGCACACCUGUUGGCUCCCUCGGCUUUACCUGCACUCACGGUCACCCUUGGUCACCCCGGGAGCAGUUCACAGGGCUGAGGGAGGCCGAGGCGAGGCGGCGCCAAAGCGCCUGCGCACGUACGGCGGCCGAAAAGGACCAGAGGCGGUACAGCCGGUGACUGCCGCGAACCUCACCGUUUCCCCACGUGGCCGCGAAGACCGGGUGAGGAGCGGUGGCCGCCGAGCCCCCUCGCGCGCGAGGCAGGAAGUGGACGCCGCGGGUUCGGACUAGUGAUUGUGGCGCGCCCGUCUGGGACUUGGUUUUGGCUUGGGAGCAGCUACUGGGUGCCCUUGACCCCACACAGAGGAGAUGAAGAUGGCCUCCAAGCGCAUCACCCAGGAGACCUUUGAUGCAGCCGUUCGGGAGAACAUCGAGGAGUUUGAGAUGGGGCCAGAGGAGGCAGUGAAAGAGGCCGUGGAGCAGUUUGAAUCACAAGGGGUUGAUCUGAGCAACAUUGUAAGGAUGACGCCGAAAGUCUCUGCGGAUGGACCCCAGGAGCCCACACAUGACAUCCUGCAGGCCCUGGAUGACCUGCAGGAGUCCGUGGCCCGCUCUCACCCCCAGGAGGUGUCAGCACACCUUGCCCGCUUUUGCGAGCAGUGCAAGCAGCAAAAGGCCUGCCGCUUCUUGGCAGCCGAGAAAGGGGCCUACCCCAUCCUCCUCGCCACCUGGAAGUUGGCCGCAGCAGGUGACCAGAGUCUCCUGCUCCAGGCCCUCAAUGCCCUGUCAGCCCUGACUGAUGGCCAGCCCGAUCUCUUGGACACGCAGGGCCUGCAGCUCCUGGUGGCCACGCUGGCCCAGAAUGCUGACUCGGCCAACGUGACCUGCUCGGGGAUCCGCUGUGUGCGCCACGCCUGCCUGAAGCACGAGCAGAACCGGCAGAGCCUGGUGAAGGCCGGCGUGCUACCCCUGCUGACUGGCGCCAUUGCCCGGCACAGCUGCUGUGCCGACGUGGUCAGGGAGGCCUGCUGGGCCCUACGCAUCAUGACCUUUGACGAUGACAUUCGUGUGCCCUUCGGCCGUGCCCAUGACCAUGCCAAGAUGAUCGUGCAGGAGAAUGGAGGCUUGAAGGUGCUCAUUGAGGCCGCCAAAGCGUUCCCCGACAACCCCAGCAUCCUGAGUGAUAUCUGCAGCACCCUGUCCCGCCUGGCUGUCCGCAACGAGUUCUGCCAGGAGGUCGUCGACCUCGGGGGCCUCAGUGUCCUGGUGGCCCUGCUGGCCAGCUGCAGUGACCACCAGGACCUUGUGAAGCAAGUGCUGAGCGCCCUGAGGGCUAUCGCAGGCAACGAUGAUGUGAAGGAUGCCAUUGUCCGCGAAGGCGGGACAGAGUCCAUUGUGUCCGCCAUGACCCGGCACCUGGCCAGUCCCCAGGUGUGUGAGCAGAGCUGCGCGGCCCUGUGUGUCCUGGCACUGCGCAAGCCAGAGAACAGCCGGAUCAUCGUGGAGGGCGGCGGGGCCCUGGCUGCACUGCAGGCCAUGAAGGCACACCCGCAGGAGGCUGGCGUGCAGAAACAGGCCUGCAUGCUGAUCCGAAACCUGGUGGCUCGAAGCCAGACCUUCUCACAGCCCAUCCUGGACCUGGGGGCUGAGGCACUCAUCUCGCGGGCCCGUGCCACCCAUCACGACUGUGAGGACGUGGCCAAGGCCGCCCUGAGGGACCUGGGCUGCCACGUCGAGCUCCAAGAGCUGUGGACUGGCCAGAAGGGUAACCUGGCACCAUGACCCCAGGCUCAGUGUGAGCUGUGACUGGGUGAGUCAUGUGACUCAGGAACAGCUGGGGAGAGGGUGGGGGCAGGAAUCAUGUCCUGCUACUCUGCCUCCAGAUUCCUCCCCCAUUAACAGGAAGUGUUUUCUGAUGGGUACCAAGCAUUGGCCAGGGGGUGGGAAGGGAGCAUUAGUGAGGUGCCUAGCAGAAAGCAGCCCCUGGGUCCCGGCCUCCCCGCAUGCUGUUCCGCUCACCGGCUGACGGCCUUGGCUUCAUCCAUCCUGUGCCACCCAACCCCACUGCCCUUUCCUAGUAGAGGCGCCCCCUCAGCAUUGCUUAGGGCCAAAGGUCUGUCUGAAACCUGGAAACCAUACUGGCCAAUCUCAAAGCAGGGCAGGGAUCCCACUUCUGUUCCUACAAGUCCGUUCUCAUCCCUGCUACUGCUUCUCUCACCUGUAAAAUGGAUCACAGAUGCCUUGCUGUGCUGAACAGAGGGCAGGGACCAAGGCUCGUUUGUCUCCAGGUGUCCCAGGCCAGCCAGUGAUGCCUGGUAAUAAAGGACUGUUGGUUGAUCAA